Messenger RNA from Saccostrea echinata, 1133 nucleotides. RefSeq lists its product as uncharacterized. Gene Ontology annotation, cellular component: plasma membrane. The record is from RefSeq and is a predicted model, not a curated record. The transcript has 4 exons. Bases 120 to 941 code for a protein of 273 amino acids. NCBI's taxonomy places the organism in Eukaryota, Metazoa, Mollusca, Bivalvia, Ostreida, Ostreidae.
GGCAUUAUUUCUUCAUGUAAAUGUGUGACUUAUAGAUGUUUCGGUGAUUAUGACCUCAAUAUGACCUGUUGUCCAUAAUCUCAGUCUCAUUUCCAAGCCUCUAUUGAUAUGCUAAAACCAUGUACAGACUUCGACCUCAACACUCCUACCUGUCUUUUGGAGCCUUUGGUUGCUAUGCCAUCAACUUGUUAUUCUUCAUUAUUUGUUUCUGCACAAAUCACUGGUGGUAUUUCCGGUUGGAUGGAAAAGACAUCAACAUGGGACUAUGGAUAGGUUGCUGGCAAUCUGUUGACGGAGGUUCAGAAUGUUCCAAUUCAAUAUUUGAGAACAAGAUUUUCAAAGAAGGCGGGGGUAGUGACUGGUACCACGGGGCAAGGAUCCUCAUGACGUGUUCUCUGAUAGCCAUUUUCCUCCAGGAAUUCGCGCUUAUAGGAUACCUGUGCAUUAACGAAGUCGAGAAAUACAGACAGAAGCUCGCUGGUGCUAUACUAGGAUUCUCAGCUGUUAUUGUUUUUCUUUUGCUGCUUAAUUUUAUCAUUAUUGGAGCGGAAGUGGACGAUCUCCCACAAGGACGAAUAGGCUGGUCUUUUGGGUUGACGUUCUUAUGUAUUAUGUUAGAAGGUGCGAUUGGUGUUGCAAUAUUCCUGGAAAGAAGAAGUGAACAAAAAAUUAUUGAAAAAUUCAAACCAGAUGUGACAAUUGAAGUUAAUUCAAAAAUUCGCCAUUCGGAACUUUCCGUUGUUAAUGAUCUACCUGAUCCACAUCCUAGGGAUGACUUAUCCUAUUCCUAUCGUUCUUCCACAGGCAGCCUUUCCCUGCAUUCUGGAUCCUAUUACCACAUUCCUGAUGAUUUCUCAAUAGAUACUGUUUCUACAGAUGUUGUAAAUUAUACCGAAGAACCAGGUUCAUCUAAAAGGGGACAGAAGGAAUGGGAGGUCUAACAAGAUGGUUAUAUCGAAUUCUAUCCGGAGACAUGUUAAGAUAGGGCCUUUAAGAUAGUCGGUUUUAAUAUUUUCUUAUUUGCAGACAGACAUGUAAAAUUAAGGAUACGUUAUUAGACAGACAACUGUGCAAUAGUAAAGCUUGAGACUUACGUAUGUGAACAUCAUUCAGAGAAUAAAUACAUAAUCACU